Metarhizium acridum CQMa 102 is the source of this 903-nucleotide messenger RNA. The record is from RefSeq and is a predicted model, not a curated record. NCBI's taxonomy places the organism in Eukaryota, Fungi, Ascomycota, Sordariomycetes, Hypocreales, Clavicipitaceae.
AUGCCUAUGGGGAGUCCUCCUCUCCUGUCUUCACAUCAUGCUCGGGCUCCUUCGUUUCUACAAGCGUCGCUGGGUGAGGGCCCAGUUCAGCGGUGCUUUGUGGUUCAACGUCUUGUCCUUUACACUGCCGCUCUGUACGGAACACUUGUGAAACUUCAUGUCAUAUCAAUCCUCGGUGCUGCCGAGAUUUUCGCCAAGAGCUUCGUGCCCAUUGAAGUGCGCCACGGCAGCAUAACUUACGUGCGGAUCAGCGCAUUUUCCGCCCUCGGCAGUGCCAUCAAGGCCGCUGUUGCUACGUCAGCGAGGGCGCUAGAUAGACUAUCUAGACCUGACGCUCCGCUUGUGCUGAGCGGUAUCAAGUUUGCGGCCAAUAUCGUGCUGGACAUGUUGCUGAUUUCAACGUUUCAUGUGGGACGGCACACGCCUAGUGUGAAUAUGCAGGCUGGUAUUCAGGUGACUUGUAAUCUGACCGCUGCAUUUAGCGGCCUGGCGUGCUUGCUUGCUGUGCACCGACACCGCAAGCAGGAGAAUGAGGAAGAGCAUGAGGAGGGGGAGCGAGAGAGAGACGGAGGACGACGGUCAACGAUACCGAAACCCUCGAUUCAAGCGCUCCAGGUCCUGGGUUCCCGUGGAGUGCUGACCUUUAUUGAAUCCACAGUUCGGAACGCUUUAUACCUCUGGUUGAUUACCAACAUUACCAGCUUGGGAGCAACGUACGCUACGGCAUGGAGCGUCUUCAACACGAUUCGCUGGGGCCUUGUCAUGGUUCCGGUUUCUGCACUUGAGGCAACAACAUUGACAUUUGUAGGACACGAUUGGGGCAUUUGGAAGAGACAAUUUGCCGGUGUGACCAAAGUCGGUCUAGGGAGCUUGCUUAGUAUUACCAGACCGGCGUGUAAGUAG